Messenger RNA from Cavia porcellus (domestic guinea pig), 980 nucleotides. RefSeq names its product heat shock factor binding protein 1 like 1 (gene Hsbp1l1). The transcript has 4 exons. Gene Ontology annotation, cellular component: cytosol; nucleus. The record is from RefSeq and is a predicted model, not a curated record. The coding region runs from base 255 to 506 and encodes 83 amino acids. Gene Ontology annotation, molecular function: transcription corepressor activity. Gene Ontology annotation, biological process: cellular heat acclimation. NCBI's taxonomy places the organism in Eukaryota, Metazoa, Chordata, Mammalia, Rodentia, Caviidae.
CGCAGGAGCCAGGAGGCGGUCAGCUUCGCGUGGUGUCACUGAGCCACAGGAACGACAACAACCGUGACACCUCCCUCCACGGAGCUCUUCCCACCGCCCACCGGCCACGGUGAGAACCGGCAGAACCAGACCCGCGGCUCCGGGGCCCGCCCGCCCCGCCUCCCGCCCGGCUUUGUCCGGCCGGAUGCUCGCUAAGGCCCAGAGGCUUCCUGUCCGCGGGACGAAGGCGCUCGGAACCCCAGGCCUGGGAGAACAUGGACACCCGCGCGCCCGAACCCCCGCACGGGGACGAGCUUCGGGAUAAGUUGCCUUAUAGGUCAAUUUUUCAGGUAGAAAAUCUACUUCAAGAACUUCAAGACCAUUUUCAAGCACUUAUUGCAACAUUAAACUGCAGAAUGGAAGAAAUGGGAAAUCAUAUUGAGGACUUACAGAAGAAUGUGAAUGACCUAAUGGUGCAAGCUGGGAUUGAAAACCGUUUUAAAGAACAAAUGAUCAGCAACAUGUAGCAUGACCAGUCCAAACAAUCACUAAAGAAGACCCCAAAGUCCAUCUAAAUCAAACCAACUGGAAAGAAGAAGCAAGUGUCUGUGAAGCUCGGACUUUGCUUCCAAGACAACCAGACUGCAACCCUAGUGACCAGCGCCUUUUUCUGCCCAAAGUGAGCUGUCCUGAGUCCUGAGAUCACCUUGCUCCACUCUGCCCUACAGAAGUAAUUACUGAAGAAAAGCAGGAAGAUUCAGGUCAAACUUAUCUUGUCGGUCAUGCAAAGAACUUUCAAAUAGUUAUUCAGCUUGCCUCUCUCCAAGCCAAAGUAAAAUGCAGUUAUUAUCUAAAAAGGGGUGGGGGGAGAAAAGAGGAUGGGAAAAUUAAAAAAUUAUGAUGUGCUGUGUACACGUACCAACUCCCUACGAUAAAUGUAGUUACUAUGUACUUCAAAUAUGUACUAAUAAAAAUAAAAAUUUGUUUCUCAUUUUAAAAAA